Messenger RNA from Hevea brasiliensis (rubber tree), 1209 nucleotides. RefSeq names its product putative GATA transcription factor 22. The coding region runs from base 153 to 1052 and encodes 299 amino acids. NCBI's taxonomy places the organism in Eukaryota, Viridiplantae, Streptophyta, Magnoliopsida, Malpighiales, Euphorbiaceae. The record is from RefSeq and is a predicted model, not a curated record. Gene Ontology annotation, molecular function: zinc ion binding; sequence-specific DNA binding. The transcript has 3 exons. Gene Ontology annotation, biological process: regulation of DNA-templated transcription.
AUACAACUUGUAAUUUGUCGCUGUAGUGGCUCUCCUCCUUUACAACACUUUUACCACUCAACUUCUUUGGCAUCUUUCUCCUCUACUCAUCUCUUUCCUGUUUCCACCUCCCCAUCUCCCCAAUCUCUCUCUCUAACCUCUCUCUGAUCUCCAUGACUCCUGUUUAUCAUUCUUCUUUUCCUUCUUUUCUAAUAGACCUCAAUGAAGACCAACAACACAACCAUCUCUUCUGUUCUAAACCUACAGAAGAGGCUUCUUCAUCUUCCUCUAUAAUCUACCCAAUUCUCAUCAACCCAUCUCAAGAAGAUGCAGGUUUUUACCAUGGGGAAUUCCACCAGCCAUUUAUACAGCAUCAAGAAGAGGCUGGUGGGUCAUGGGAUCAUCCAGCACUUAAGAACAAGAAAGAGAAUGGCUUCAAAUUAUUUGUUUGUAAGGAAGAAGACAGAAAUGAAGAUCAACGAGAAAACAGUUCAGCUAAGUGGAUGUCUUCAAAGAUGAGGUUGAUGAGGAAGAUGAUGAACUCCGAUCAAAUAGUUGCCAGUACACCAGAGACUUCUAUGCUGAAGUUUGAAGAUGAAAAGGCCCGAUCAUCUCCUUUACAAGAUGAUAAUAGCAACAAAAAUUUGUCUAACAACAGUAACAACGCAAUUAGGGUUUGUGCUGACUGUAACACAACUAAGACCCCUCUAUGGAGGAGUGGACCGAGAGGUCCGAAGUCGCUUUGCAACGCCUGUGGAAUUCGGCAAAGGAAGGCGAGGAGAGCCAUGGCUGCAGCUCAAGCAGGUGCAAAUGGCACAAUUUUUGGUCCUGAGAUAGCAGCCAUGAAGAAAAAGGUGCAAAAUAAAGAGAGAAAAACAAGCAACAGUCAUCUUCCAUUCAAGAAAAGGUGCAAAUUUACAGCACAAGUUCGAGGCAGAAAGAAGCUUUGUUUUGAGGACUUAUCAUUAAUCUUGAGCAAGAAUUCAGCUUUUCAUCAACGAGUUUUCCCUCAAGAUGAGAAGGAAGCUGCAAUCCUACUUAUGGCUCUAUCUUAUGGUCUUGUUCAUGGUUGAAUUUCCCCAACAAAAUAUUUGUUUCCUUCAAUUUUAGAUUAAUUUGUUUGUUUAGCUUUAGAAGAAGAGAGUGCAUAUUUUGUGUGAGAGAAAUGAAAUCAUUAUGUGUGACUGUGAGCAACCAAAAUUCAAUAAGAAAGAAUUAUUAGUGUUGUGA